AUGCCACCUGUAGCUGGGCUUUUUAAGGUAUCACAGCAGGUAUCACUGUGCUGGUGCCGCAAGCUGGUGCCAGCCAAGCCAGAGCCAGGGCCCUCCUGGGCUGUGCUGGCGUUCAGCUCUCUCCGCGAUUUCCUCAUCCUCCCGGGGUACAUCGACUUCGUGCCCGACGACGGGCUGACGGCGCAGCAGCUCUUCAGCUGCGGCGAUGGGCUCACCUACAACGAUUUCCUCAUCCUCCCGGGGUACAUCGACUUCACGGCGGACCAGGUGGACUUGACCUCGGCGCUGACCAAGAAAAUCACCCUGAAGACCCCGCUGGUCUCCUCGCCCAUGGACACAGUCACCGAAGCCAGCAUGGCCAUCGCCAUGGCGCUGACCGGAGGAAUUGGGUUCAUCCACCACAAUUGCACCCCGGAGUUCCAGGCCAACGAAGUGCGGAAGGUGAAGAAAUACGAGCAAGGAUUCAUCACAGACCCCGUGGUGCUGAGCCCCAAUGACCGAGUGCGAGAUGUGUUUGAAGCAAAAGCUCGUCAUGGAUUUUGUGGGAUUCCCAUCACGGACAAUGGGAAGAUGGGGGGCAAGCUGGUUGGGAUCAUCUCGUCCAGAGAUAUUGAUUUCCUGAAAGAGUCAGAGCAUGACCUGCCCCUCGGUGAGAUUAUGACAAAGCGAGAGGAUCUUGUUGUGGCCCCAGCUGGCGUAAUGUUGAAAGAAGCAAAUGAAAUUCUGCAAAGGAGUAAAAAAGGCAAGCUGCCAAUUGUUAAUGAAGAUGAUGAGCUGGUGGCUAUCAUUGCCCGCACUGAUCUCAAGAAGAACAGGGACUACCCUCUGGCUUCUAAGGACUCCAAGAAGCAGCUGCUCUGUGGUGCUGCUAUUGGGACCCACAAGGAUGACAAGUACCGGCUGGAUCUGCUGGUGCAGGCUGGCGUGGAUGCCGUCGUGCUGGAUUCAUCUCAGGGGAAUUCCAUCUUCCAGAUCGAUAUGAUAAAAUACAUUAAGGAGAACUAUCCCAACCUAGAAGUUAUUGGAGGAAAUGUGGUGACUGCUGCUCAGGCCAAGAACCUCAUUGACGCGGGGGUUGAUGCCCUGAGGGUCGGGAUGGGCAGUGGCUCCAUCUGCAUCACGCAGGAAGCUGCUCCAAAGAUCCCUCCAGACCUAAAGUCCCACAGCCCCAAAUGCCCUUCUACUGUCACGGGCACCUAUAUGCUGGCGUGCGGCCGGCCCCAGGCCACGGCGGUGUACAAGGUGUCUGAGUACGCCAGGAGGUUCAGCGUGCCUGUCAUCGCCGAUGGAGGCAUCCAGACAGUUGGGCACAUUGCCAAAGCCCUGGCACUUGGGGCCUCCACAGUGAUGAUGGGCUCUCUCCUGGCCGCCACCACGGAGGCCCCAGGCGAGUACUUCUUCUCGGAUGGCAUCAGGCUGAAGAAAUACCGCGGCAUGGGCUCCCUAGAUGCCAUGGACAAGAACUUGGGGAGCCAGAAUCGGUAUUUCAGUGAGACAGACAAAAUUAAAGUGGCCCAGGGAGUCUCCGGUGCAGUGCAAGACAAGGGCUCUAUCCAUAAAUUCAUUCCAUAUUUAAUUGCUGGGAUCCAGCAUUCCUGCCAGGAUAUUGGUGCCAGGAGCUUGACCCAACUCCGAGCCAUGAUGUACUCGGGAGAGCUGAAAUUUGAGAAGAGGACAAUGUCUGCCCAGGUUGAAGGAGGAGUGCACGGCCUCCACUCGUAUGAGAAGCGCCUCUUCUGAAGGAGAUGAGUCUGUGUCUGUCCUUGUGCCACCCAGCCCCGUGCAGCUCUGCACGGGAGCUGCUUGUGCUGCAGAAGUGCCAUUAUCCUGGGCUGCCUGGAGCUCCCGCUGUCCCUUGGCUGCUUUCUCACCACCGCGGGGCCCACCUUCCACCUGGGAGCUGUGAUCCUGGGCUGGAGCCUUGCACAUGUUGGCCAUGUUUUACAAUAAAAACAAUGAAAAGAUGUGCAGUUGGUAUCAGCCCGGAGCUCCUCUUCUUUACCUUCCUUGCUCUCUGUCCUUGGCUCUGUCCCUUGCUUCCCACUCUGUCAGAGGCAGCUGAUAACCCCAGAACGGACUGUGUGCAUGUGAAGGACAACAGGAAGGGGAGCGCCCUGAGACAGGGCUGAGUGGGUAACACAGUGUGGCUUCUUUAAAAUCCUUCCUGAGAGCAGAAAAUGAGGGCUGGGCUGCUGGGCAAGAAAGCAAACCGUUUUACAGGCCAUUACGUCCUGCUGGGAGCUGCCAAACCUAGCUGUGGCAGCAGCCAGGAUGCUGCAGGCCCCCAUUCCUGGUCCAGCUGCUGCAUUCCCCUAAACGUCUUGCAGUUGCCACACCUCCAGGCCCAGUGGCAGCACCCCUUGGGCUGUUCACUGUGGAUUACCUGCCCAGGUUCCAAGAGAGCAGUUGUUUGCUGGAAGGUGGGCAAUGCACUGGGAGGGGCACAAGUUUAUAAAGGAGCUGGUCUGCAUUUCUGCAAUCCUGAGCAGUGCAAACUUCCAUGGCUUGGUAGGUUUAUCUGUGCUUGCAGUGCCAGGAGCCGAGAAGUAUUUUACACCUGUAUCAGUUGUAGAUGUCUCACAUAUCACUCCUGCUGAAGUGUGUGUUUACUGUUGGUGGUUUGGGGAUGUCAAAUUUUAUACACUAAAACCAGAGCCUUGACUACAAUGCCACAGUGUCAGUGUCACACACUCAUUAAGACACUUGCUAAGCAAAGCCACCCUAACCUUGCAGCUGCAUCCCUUGCCUUUGCCUGUCAAGGUGACAGAGUUGAGGCCAUGAGGCUUCCAUUAGAUACAUGUACUCUCUUCCCCAGGGGUGACAUUUCCAACCAUGAAGCAACCAGUGUGGGGACAGGACAGGGACCCUUUCCGUGUCCCCUGCUGGAGCUGAGCCUUCAGUGAGAGGGGGUGCAGCGCCCUUGGAUCAACAAUGCCCAAGGGACAUUGGUGCUGGGGUGGUACAAAGCCCCACAGGAGAGCCCAAGCCAGGCCAGCACCCGCUGGGACACACUAGUUGCUGGUGCUGGUUGUGCACAGGAAGCUGUGGCACGUGGUAUCCCACCACACAUGCUGCCCAGUGCCCAGGGCAAGCACGUGCCCCAUCAAUUUGUUGCAGCCUCAAUGCACUGUGCAUUAACUACCACACAAUUUAUUGUACUUCCCAUUUACAUGUAUUUUCCUCGUGGAGCUCCAGAUGCACUCGGGGGGUGUAUAACUCACCCCGCCAGCCUUCACCCUCCCUCAGGUGAGGCUCCUUGCUGCCAAGGUGUAGGGCAUGACCAUGGCAGGGCUGUGGGAGCAGUGCUGCCAGCAAAGCCUUGUGCUGUGGCCCAUAGCCCCCAGCCCAGACUGGACAGGGAGGUGAAGAAGCCAGGGACUGCAGGGAAGAGCUAAGCCCAUGUAUUUCACACCCUCCCGAGUGCAGGGCCAUCACCCAACCGGCAGCUCCACAGUUCACUAUGGAGCGUUUCUCAGUUGGGAGCAGUGACACUCGGGGGCUUCAGGCAGGCAAGGGGAA
Ficedula albicollis (Collared flycatcher) is the source of this 3519-nucleotide messenger RNA. RefSeq names its product IMP (inosine 5'-monophosphate) dehydrogenase 2 (gene IMPDH2). The transcript is spliced from 16 exons. The record is from RefSeq and is a predicted model, not a curated record. Lineage: Eukaryota; Metazoa; Chordata; Aves; Passeriformes; Muscicapidae. The coding region runs from base 1 to 1740 and encodes 579 amino acids. Gene Ontology annotation, molecular function: IMP dehydrogenase activity. Gene Ontology annotation, biological process: GTP biosynthetic process. Gene Ontology annotation, cellular component: cytoplasm.